Cicer arietinum (chickpea) is the source of this 992-nucleotide messenger RNA. RefSeq lists its product as uncharacterized. The record is from RefSeq and is a predicted model, not a curated record. NCBI's taxonomy places the organism in Eukaryota, Viridiplantae, Streptophyta, Magnoliopsida, Fabales, Fabaceae.
AUAUGUGUGUCGACCGACUAUCGAGUAUUAAAUAGAUUCAAUUAAAUUCACACAUAUAAUUUGUUAUUCGUCAUAAUCACUUUUUCAAUUCAUCCAUUCAAUUGUGAUGGCAAAUCUUGGAACAACUACACAGAGAAUACCCACAUCCUCAAAACCUUCAUCCCCUGCUUCUGACACACAUGAACCAAAAGGCCCACAUGAAAAACCAUAUGCAGAUUUCAAAUUCUAUUGCCCCAUUAACAUUCCCUUAACAGCAGAAGCUGCAGCAGCACGCAUCAUAAGAAACUUAGGAAAUUUGGGGUUAUACUACACACUCUUUGUUUGGAUCAUACUUUUCAUAACUCUAAUACCUCAGCGUAAGGUAUCAUUGAUUUUGUUGGUUAUCAUGACUUAUGUGACAACCCUUUACUGUUUACUAUUAAGGGCAUGUCCUAAUUCAGUUGUUCUUCAUAGAAUCAUUGAUAAAAGGAUUGUUUUGAGUUUGCUAUUCAUUGCAACUGCUGUUCAGCUGAUUUUGACUAAAGCAGGUAUUCAUUUUGCUGUGACUUUAAGUUCUAGUGUGCCUAUAGUUUUGCUUCAUGCAGUUUUAUGGGCUAGUACUUGUGAAUAUGAUGCCUAUGAGACUCAGGAAGGUUCUGUUACAGAAGAAUUGGCUCCUCUUACCGGCCAUAGUGACGGUGAAAAUCGGAGCUCAGACGCUGUUUGACUUUUCAGAAGUCCUCAUGUCCUCAUGUUGCACCACUUUUUUAAAAUUAAUAUAAAAAAAAAGGUUUAUGGUUUAUAGAAUAGGUUAUUUUCUUUAAUUUCUAUGGAACUAUCAAGGAAAUAAUGCAUAGGUCGAUAUAUAUGCAAUAUUUGUAAUGAGAAUGAAUACAUGUGGGAAGUAACCCUAUAAUUGUUUUGAGUAAAACUCGAAGAAAAAUUGUAUGAUCUAUUCUCUUUUUCACCUUAGCUAUUGAUAAUGAAAAUCUUUCUGUUAAAGUGACUGGAAA